GCACAAAAAUAUAAACAAUUUAUUUUUUUUAGUAUUAUAUUUAAUUUAGUUAUUUAAAAAAUGACGCUGCAAUGUCGUACCUGUGGAAACGUUAUUUACAAUAUGAACGCUAAAAAUCUAUUCUUAAGUGAAAACACUGAAAUAUUAAUGAACAUUAAAAAUGUGACUGGAACAACUCUAGAAAAAUGCCCUGAGCUUCCAUUCCAUAUAUGCGCUUGCUGUCUUCUUGAUCUGAAACAAGCCGUCUUCCAUAUAAAAGUAUUCCGUGAUCGCUGUCUAAAGACGCAAGAGAAGCUGCUGAUGACACAAACACAUGUUGAACUUUCUUCGAAAGGAAACAUGGAACUGAAUAGUUAUUAUAAUAUUAAAAGGGAAACCAUUUUAAAUUACGAUGAACUACCUAUUGAAAUUGAUAGACUAGAAGACGACUUCGAUGAUGAGGAAGAUGAGCUAAUUGAUUUUUAUGACGAUAAUUUUUCAAGUGAUAUUGAAGCUAGUUCUGUUGAAGCUCCCACGGAAGAUGCCGACUACGUAAUAACAAGCGUUCAAGAUGAAAUGCGCAGUAUAUGUGAAUUUAGCAGCGAGAGUCAAGAGACAACCGAUGAGUUUCAGGAACUCUCGGAUAAUGAAUUAGUUCAAAAUAAAAGCUACGGUGACAAAAGUAAAUCUACUAGUUUCACAAGCAGUACGCCAACAACUUUUACCAACCUGCUUUUGAACACAGAAAAUUCAAAUGCUAAUACAAAUAUGAAAGUACACAAGCAACAUUUGAAUGAAAACAAUUUGGACAGUAAUACCCCUGUUAAGACCAAAAAAACCUACACCAGCUGGAAGAAUCUGACAGAAGAGCAAAUUGUUGAUCGCCGCCGGAAACAAAGGCUUCGAGAUUGUAUUUGCGACCAGUGUGGCAGGCAUUUCACAGAUCAAAGUAACUUCAAAUUGCAUAUGCUCCGACACACCGGCAUCAAGAAUUUUAAAUGUAACGAAUGUGGUAAACUAUUCUAUACCGACCACUUGCUACAGCUCCAUGAACGCACUGUCCAUCGCGGAGAGCGACCAUAUGCUUGCAAGUACUGCGAUAAGACGUUUAACAGCAGCACAACUCGUGUAAUGCACGAACGCUCCCAUACGAAUGUGCGGCCAUACACCUGCGAAUAUUGCGAUAAAUCAUUUAUAUCUACAUCCGCUCUUAAGCGACAUGAUCUAACACACAAUGGCGUGCGAGCAUUUUACUGUAAUAUAUGCGACAAAACAUUUCAAAGAAAUACCCAUUUAAAGGCUCAUUUACGUUCCAAGUUACAUGCCAUGAAAGAAAACAAUAUUAACUUACUACGGGAGUUUGAAUAA
Messenger RNA from Drosophila hydei, 1347 nucleotides. Its product is annotated as transcription factor Ouib. The transcript has 4 exons. Lineage: Eukaryota; Metazoa; Arthropoda; Insecta; Diptera; Drosophilidae. Gene Ontology annotation, molecular function: zinc ion binding; DNA-binding transcription factor activity; RNA polymerase II cis-regulatory region sequence-specific DNA binding. The coding region runs from base 61 to 1347 and encodes 428 amino acids. Gene Ontology annotation, biological process: regulation of transcription by RNA polymerase II. The record is from RefSeq and is a predicted model, not a curated record. Gene Ontology annotation, cellular component: nucleus.